AUGGCGUCGAAAAAAGCGGUUACAGUGCUGCGUCCAGCCCUCAAUGCCACUGGACCACGACUUUUGAGGGCAGAAUUCAAGCACACGGCGCAGUUCUCGUCAAGAUCCCGUGUCAGCCGAGUGGGAGCCUCACAACCCCGCAAGGUCGUCGCCAUAGAAUCACAACUACUACAUGUUCGCUUUGCCUCGUCAGAGGUAGGAGAGAAACAGCAGGGACCCAGUAGGACUGGGCUGUAUGAUUUGCAUAGCAAGUAUGGCGCCAAGUUUGUGCCCUUUGGCGGUUAUGAUAUGCCAGUGCAGUAUAGCGAUUUGAGCAUCAUUGAUUCGCACAAUUGGACGCGCGAAAAAGCAAGCUUGUUCGAUGUCGGUCACAUGGUUCAACAUCACUUCUCUGGACCAGGCGCUGAAGCCUUCCUCGAGAGCAUCACUCCGUCCUCCCUGUCCACACUUCCAGAGCGCCAAUCCACCCUCUCCACCUUGCUACAUCCUGGAACAGGCGGUAUUGUAGAUGACACCGUAGUCACACGCCUACCAGGUAAAUUCUACGUUGUCACCAAUGCUGGUUGCCGGGAAAAGGACACGGCCUACUUCAAAGAGCAGCUCGAAGCCUGGAAAUCAGCGCACCCAGACCAGCCCGUUGACUGGAAAAUCCUCGAUGGCCAAGGACUCAUCGCCCUCCAAGGCCCCUUAUCAGCCGAGAUCCUCGCUCGCGUGCUAGAAGAGAAGUCCAAAGCCGACUUGAAAUCUCUCUACUUUGGCCAAUGCAGCCCCGCGACUAUCAAAGGAACCGACGCAGAAGUCCUCGUCAGCCGUGGCGGCUAUACAGGCGAAGACGGUUUCGAAAUCAGCAUUCCUCCCUACGCCACAGAAGCCAUCACACAGUUCCUGCUCGACUCCUCAAAAGACGAGCUUCGCCUCGCUGGUCUAGGCGCGCGCGACACCCUCCGUCUAGAAGCGGGCAUGUGUCUCUACGGCCACGAUCUUGACGACACCACCACACCUGUCGAAGCGGGCCUCUCUUGGAUCAUCGGCAAGGAUCGCCGCGAAAAGGGCGGCUUCCACGGCGACUCAGUCAUCCUGCGCCAACUUAAAAAGAAGUCAGAAGGCGGCGGCGUGUCACGGCGGCGCAUUGGUCUCAUCAUUGAUGGCGCGCCUGCGCGCGAAGGCGCAAAGAUUGUCAACGAUGCGGGCGAGGAAAUUGGGAGUAUCACGUCCGGGUGUCCCUCGCCGACACUGAAGAAGAACAUCUCAAUGGGAUAUAUCAAGGAUGGCAUGCACAAGGCUGGAACCGAAGUACAGGUUUUGGUCAGGGGAAAGAAGAGAAAGGCGGUGGUGACGAGGAUGCCGUUUAUUCCUAGCAAGUACUUUAAGCAGCCUGCAAAUAUCAAGGCUUAG
This is a messenger RNA of Plenodomus lingam JN3, 1395 nucleotides long. RefSeq lists its product as uncharacterized. Gene Ontology annotation, cellular component: mitochondrion. Gene Ontology annotation, molecular function: protein binding; aminomethyltransferase activity. The record is from RefSeq and is a predicted model, not a curated record. Gene Ontology annotation, biological process: glycine catabolic process. Lineage: Eukaryota; Fungi; Ascomycota; Dothideomycetes; Pleosporales; Leptosphaeriaceae.